GCCCAAAGAAAAAAAAAAGUUACUGUUGCAAAACUAGACUACCCUUCAACCCACUACACGCAUGCUCACUCAGCCGAGACACAGAGACAGAAGUAGAUGCUGAUUUUUCUGCAUGACUUUACUACAGACCACAACGCUCUCAGAUUCUCUUUUUAAACUCCAGAGCUGCUGGAAGAAAAUGAUUAAAGAAAAUACACUUGUUCUUUUCUGUCUGUGCUCUUUUCAUCUGGUUGGUGUGUUUGCUGAUACAGACACAGUGAAGUCAGUGAAGGAGGGAGAUUCUGUCACUCUACAGAUUAAUGUCACUGAAAUACAGACAGAUGAUGAGAUCGAGUGGAAAUUCGGAACUAACAGGAGUCGUAUAGCUGAAAUUAAUGGAAAGACCAGUAAAAUAUUUGAUGGUCCUGAUGGGAGAUUCAGAGACAGAUUGAAGCUGGAUCAUCAGACUGGAUCUCUGAUCAUCACAAACACCAGAACCACAGACUCUGGACUUUAUGAAAUGACCAUCAGCAGAAGCAGCUCAGAGGAUACACACAGAUUCAAUGUUACUGUCUAUGGAUAUGCACGGGAGACAAAGUGCGGGCAGUACGAUGAACACAGGGGACUGGAUCGUAGACAGAGGCCGAAUUUUAUACCAGCUCAGGAUAUACACAGGAGACUACAGAGACCGUUGGACCACAGCUGCUACAACACCAGCUCCUUCAACAACUCCUCCUUCACAUCCUCCUUCAGUUCCUCAUUCAGGUUCUCCAGUCUUUCUGUUAGUGCUGAUCUCUGCUGCUGCUGGAUCUCUGUUGAUUCUUGUUGCUGUCGGGAUCAUCUGGAUCUACAGGAAACAAAGAAAAACUGA
Molecule: messenger RNA, 850 nt
Organism: Carassius auratus (goldfish)
Lineage: Eukaryota; Metazoa; Chordata; Actinopteri; Cypriniformes; Cyprinidae
Exons: 6
Coding region: 113-850 (245 amino acids)
Source: RefSeq, a predicted model, not a curated record